UCAAAGAUACCGUACAACAAUGGCAGAAUGUUUUGGACAGUGAGAUAUGGCAAUUGGAGGAAGCAACUAUGGACCUUUUCCCUCAUUUUUAUCUAAGCUACAACGAGUUGUCCCCAGAGCAGAAAAGUUGCUUCUCCUAUUGUGCUGUCUUUCCCAAAGAUCAUGAGAUAGUUGUAGAAGAGCUUAUUAGGCUGUGGAUAGCACAAGGUUAUGUUCGCCCAAGACGAAGAGGUGAGUGCUUGGAGCUGGUGGGCCUUGAGUACUUCAACAAUUUGGCAAUGCGCUCCUUUUUUCAAGAAAUUCGAAAAGGAACGUAUUCAGGGCAUGAAUUUAUGAAGUGCAAGAUGCAUGACAUAGUGCAUGAUUUUGCACGAUUUCUCACAAAAAAUGAAUGUCAUGUACUUGAUGGAAUUGGAGGAAAUUUAUUGAGUGAAAGAGCCCGUCAUCUAACAAUUUUGGAAGGCACUGAGGAGACGUUUAGUUCUUCAGCAUUUGAUCUUGGAAGGCUCAGGAGCCUUUUUGCUUUUUCACGGGGAAGAGUUCCCCAAGAUCUCUUUCGCGGUCUGAAUUGCGUGAGGACGCUAACUUUAAGUCAUUGUCAGUUACGUGAAGUCCCUACUAAGGUUGGAAGUUUGGUUCAUCUUCGACACUUGGACUUAAGUUGGAAUCCUUUUGAGACAUUGCCAGAAGCUAUAUGUGAUCUAUAUUAUCUGGAAACUUUGGAUAUCAGUUAUUGUAGAAAGCUUUCGUGCCUUCCUAAAAGGAUUGAAGGUCUUGUACACUUGAAGCACCUUUUCAAUCAUAACACCUAUGAAUUACUUCAAAUGCAACAAGGACUCGGGAAGCUGACUUCACUUUGUAGUUUGACUAGUUUCAUUGCUAGCAACAACUCUGUUGAUUUGGCAAUUUUGAAGGAUCUGAAGCAACUGGAGAGAUUGUAUGUUGAUAUUCAUGGAAAAGGAGAUUUUGGGAGUGCGGAACUUGGAAAGAAAAUUUACUUGCGUGAGAUGUUACUGCGGUUUAGCGAUGAGGCCCACUCUGAAGGAACUCCAAGUUGGAUUCAAACCAUGGAACCACCUCCAAACUUGCAACAACUUGCGCUAGUUACCUAUCCAGGAACCCAGCUACCAAGUUGGCUUGUGACAGAAACUCUCAUCAGUAGCUUGACAAAACUAUUUAUCGUUGAGCCCCGCAAUAUCUCAUCCUUGCCUACUUUGUGGAAGCUAUCAUCCCUAGAAGAACUUCGCCUUGAGUAUGUGGAAGAGCUAGAAUAUUUGGGUAAGGAAUUCUUCGGAAUCACAUUGUCAAAAUUCGAGUCAUCAUCCUCAACUGAAGCAGUAGCAUUUCCGAAUUUGAGAAAAUUACAUUUUCUUAAAUUCCCAAAUUGGACAAAUUGGGAAGACUUGAGUGAAGAGGAUGAAAAAGUUGUUGUCUCUAUCAUGCCAUGCUUAGAGGAGCUAGAGAUUGAGGCUUGUGAUGAGCUGAAGGGUCUGCCACAUCGCAUCCUUGGAAAGAUGUCAUCUCUCAAAAGCUUGAAAGUUCAGCAUUGCAACAAGUUAAGGGAUCGUUACUCCAACAAAACAGGAGACGACUGGCUGAAAAUAUCAUCACGCAUUCCUCGAAUUCACAUAUCUCAAUAUUAAUCUGUUCAGGUAAUACUUAUUGAUGGCUCAGAUUUAAGCUGCAACAGAAG
Molecule: messenger RNA, 1693 nt
Organism: Coffea eugenioides
Lineage: Eukaryota; Viridiplantae; Streptophyta; Magnoliopsida; Gentianales; Rubiaceae
Product: putative disease resistance protein RGA3
Exons: 2
Coding region: 69-1643 (524 amino acids)
Biological process (GO): defense response to other organism
Molecular function (GO): protein binding
Source: RefSeq, a predicted model, not a curated record